Suillus fuscotomentosus is the source of this 1206-nucleotide messenger RNA. RefSeq names its product SGS-domain-containing protein. Gene Ontology annotation, biological process: protein stabilization. The transcript is spliced from 4 exons. Gene Ontology annotation, molecular function: protein-folding chaperone binding. The record is from RefSeq and is a predicted model, not a curated record. NCBI's taxonomy places the organism in Eukaryota, Fungi, Basidiomycota, Agaricomycetes, Boletales, Suillaceae. Bases 439 to 1047 code for a protein of 202 amino acids.
CCGCAGAAGACCACACAGAUUGUGGGUUGUAGUACAAUACGGCCUUAGGUAUUGCGGACGACAUGGUCGUCGUAGGCUGUUGCCUGACAGCAGUCAGGGAAAUGACGUCUGGACCCCACCUGUUUGUCCUUCUUUUGAUUUCCAGUUAGGGUCUGCACGCAUCGUGUGCACGAAACAUUCAUCGUCGAUGCAUCAUCUGUUUGACCGCAGAAGUGCUAUCCACAUGGAUGACUCCAUAUAUUUUUCUAGGAUCUUCGAAACAUCAUUGCAAGUCGAUCGACGCACAGUUCAGAUUCUUGAAUUGUCAAGUCUCACUCUUUUGUGAAUCUUUUCCCUCAUGACAGUUCACGUGACCCUUUUGUACUGGAAAGUUCUGCAUUCAUUGAGUCGCGUAACUUCAUCACUUUAGGCAUCAUUUCUUGCGUCUUCGCUCCAACCAUGGCAUCCUUAAGACACGAAUUCUAUGAGACAGACGAAAAACUGACGAUCUCCAUCUUUGACCGAGGGGCUGAUCCUGCACAGGUAUCCCUUACGUUUGAGCCAAACAAGGUCAACUACGCAAAUGGCGAGAAGACGCUAUCCUUAGAGCCGUUGAAAGGACGGAUUGAUCCAGAGAGGUGCGAUUUCACGGUCGGUAAAGUCAAGGUCGAAAUUCGCCUUGUGAAAAUGACUCAAGGCCGCUGGGGAGGUAUCACUGGUGACGCUCCCGAUCCUCUCCAGACUGCCCCUAUUGGACCAACUACUUCUCCGGCAGUGGCUGAGGCAAGGGCUAAGCCCAAGAAGAACUGGGAGGAACUUACCACCAAAAUUCUCUCAUCUGAAAAGGAGGCGACUACAGAUGAGGACCCCAACGUUGGCGGUGACAGUACGGUCAACUCCUUCUUCCAAAAGAUCUUCGGAGAUGCAGAUGAUAACGCCAAACGCGCAAUGAUGAAAAGCUUCCAGGAGAGUGGAGGAACUACCCUUAGCACAAACUGGGAGGAAGUGAGCAAGGGUACCGUCGAAGUGAAGCCUCCGACAGGUAGUGAGUGGAAGAAGUGGAAUUGAACUUGAUCAUUGGCUUGUAUUGUCAGUUACUCCGCAUGUUAUCGACGCUUUCAAAGUGGAUCAAUAUUGUCUCGCAUCGAAAGUAUCAGGGUCUUGUUAGUAUGUCAUUUAAAAACGCAUAUCUCUAUCCUGUCAGAAGGAGUUUAAUGUGGCCUAUGG